Messenger RNA from Colletotrichum tamarilloi, 1893 nucleotides. RefSeq lists its product as uncharacterized. Bases 1 to 1893 code for a protein of 630 amino acids. Gene Ontology annotation, molecular function: protein binding. The record is from RefSeq and is a predicted model, not a curated record. NCBI's taxonomy places the organism in Eukaryota, Fungi, Ascomycota, Sordariomycetes, Glomerellales, Glomerellaceae. The transcript has 5 exons.
AUGAAAUCAUACGGCCUAGGGAGCAUAACUGACAUCCUUCUUUGCAUGAUCCCGGCACUCAGUUCUAGGAAUCUCUUGCCUGACCAGGGCAUUCCCAGAUUGAUGCCUCGUGUUGGCCCUGGGCGUGGAUGGGUAAAAACAGCGACCUGUCACAAGAAGCUCGUUGAAACGAUUAAGACAAAGGGCGAGAAGCUCAACGAAGAUGACAAGUUGAACGUUGCCAUUGCUGUGGCUACAGUCGACUUCUUGUCCUCCGCUCAUGAGCCGUAUCAUGAACAGAUGACGCCUCCUUCGGACUUGUGUCGAGAGCUGGAAGCUAUUGAAAGACAUCUCGAAUCCCCCAAGUUCGCCGGCAUCAUGGCAAAGCUCGACCUGUUUACCGCUGCCAAGACCGUCACGAAAUAUUUUCCAGAAUUCUCGAGAAAACACGGCGGAAAACAAUCUCUUGAGAAGAAGGACUCUUGGGGCCGCCAACCACUUCACAUCGCCUCCAGGCUAGGACACACGAAGUUGAUCACCCAGCUUCUGCAUAUGGGAUCGCGUUCAAAUGAGCUCGACGAGGCUGGAAGAUCCUUUGUUGACUACCUUGUGGAAAAUGCAACAAGACAAAGAGACGAUAGCGUCUCUCAGACGCAGCAAAACACCGAUUCCUCAGUCACUGGCUCUCCCAAUGUUUCUGAGAGCAUGUUCAAUCCCUGCUUCAACGCACUUUUGAAGUUUGCGAUGGAUCCAAGCUGCCGGUACAGCAGUGGAAAAUCAUUCCUUCAUAUUGCAGUUGAGGUUGCAGACGACGAUAGCAUCCGUAGUCCAGAGGGGAAAGGCUUUAACAUCGAAGCCCAAGACAAGAAUGGGUGCACGCCUUUACGCUAUGCGAUUAUCGGCGGCCAUUCGGAAGGAAGGACAGCCCUACACAGGGCGAUUGAGCGCAAGGACCAAGAUGUUGCGCUCUAUCUAUUGAGCGCCGGCAGCCCUGGCCAGGUGCAAGAGAAUGCUUUCGACUAUAGCCAUGAGUCCUUGCUGGUCACAGCUUGCAAACAGGGAUUUUCAGAAAUUGUCCCAGAUAUCCUGAAGCAAUGGCCCAAGACCAUAAAUGACGAGGACUCUAGCUAUCAACAGCCGCCUAUUUCAUGGGCUUGUGAGAGUGAGCAUCACGAUAUUGUCAAACAACUACUUCAACAUCAGGGCCCUGAAGUAGAUGACGUGAAUCAGGCCGCUCCAGGGUGGAGAGGGUAUACUCCAAUACACUUUGCGGCUGAUACAUCAGACUCCCAGAGACUCCACCGCCUGAAGGAGUUCACCUUCUCCCAAUCCUCUCAGUUCCACGGUUUGAUUGGGAACAUGUUGCAAGCUCUGCUAGAGACCACUUUAAUUCUCUCAUUCCUUCAUGAGCUUUCUGUCCAAGAGCUUCCAGCCAGCGCUCAAAAGGCAUUCGACAAGUUCGCGGGCGAUCGAAGGCAGGAGACAUGGGUAAAGUCGAAGACCUCUUACCACGUAGCAAUCUUACUUCGCGAUAAGAAGCUUGUGCAGAUCUUGAUAGAUCACAGUGUUGAUCAAAAUGGCCUUGACGAAGACAGUUGGUCCUCUAUGGACUACCUGAAACGUUUCUGCCUCGAGGAAACCUUCAGAAGCCUCUACAACCACUCGAAACCUGGGGAAAUCGAUAAGACACCCGACUAUAGGAGUCCCGCCACCCUAAUUUGGGACCAGUACAAGGAAAGCCUCCAAGUCACUUCCGAACCCGUCGAUGGCCAUGAUAAAUACCCAACCGCCCACGGUCGUCAGGCAAUCGCCGAACCUCCUAAGAGGAUGUAUACGCGCCAACCACAGUAUCCCUCCAUCGAGAGAAUAUUUCAAUUCGAGGUCGAAGUCCUUCGUAACUCCAAUCCUCGGUAA